Trypanosoma theileri is the source of this 717-nucleotide messenger RNA. RefSeq lists its product as uncharacterized. The record is from RefSeq and is a predicted model, not a curated record. Lineage: Eukaryota; Euglenozoa; Kinetoplastea; Trypanosomatida; Trypanosomatidae. The transcript has a single exon. Bases 1 to 717 code for a protein of 238 amino acids.
AUGAAAGGAGGUAGUGGCGGUUCUCUUACAAGUAAUUUGAGGGCUGAAGAAGGAGUAAAUGGAUUGCAAGGUGCAAAAGGUGAAGUCGGUACGGAAUCUCUAGCACCUGCCGCUCCUCCAGCUAAACCAGCAGCCCAUCCUUCUGACGCUGUGGAAGAGCAGGAUCGUGAACAAGGACAUGGUAGUAAAGAGAAGGAUUUGUUACCAGUAGAUAACUCUAAACCUCAGCAGGGUGGAAACCCACAGGAGUCAACAAAUAAGGAACCUCAGGUGCCACGAGAUCCGCAAUCUUCCAGUCAACCCAAUGGGAACCAUGAACUUCCACAGAAUUCCCAACCUCAACUGCAGGGACCAAUGCCUACAGUCCAAGAAGAGAGCCAGGAGAAGGAGCACAAUGCAGAAAGCCAGAGUGGAUCAAGUGGAAAUACAUCUACUAAUGAUAUUCCAGCAACAGAAUCCUCUUCCUCAGCAUCUACUGCAGCUCCUGCCACAUCUUCACAAGAAGAUACUGGUGAUAAUAGUGUUACACCCAGUGAGGAGGAAUCAACCACCAACUCAACCACUACAACCACCAACACAACAACAACAACACUUCCUCUUGAACUCACAAACGACAAGAAGGGUGAUGCAGACAGCAGCAGCAGUAUCAGCAGUUCUGUGUGGGUGCGUGUACCAUUACUGAUUGUGGUUACACUGGCCUGUAUUCUUGUGUGCUGA